AUGGCUCGGAAUAUUAUAAAAUUAGGAGCCUUAGAAGCUCAGAAAACAGCGUUUCUUUUAUGUGACAUACAAGAAGUAUUUAGACCACACAUUAAAUAUUUUAGCGAAGUUGUAAAAGUAGCCAACAAAAUGGUAGAGGCAGCAAAACAUUUCCAAAUACCUGUAUAUGUAUCCGAACAGUAUCCUAAAGGGUUAGGCCACACCACUAAAGAUAUUAACAUAGGGGAAGCCGCAAUGGUCUAUGAGAAAACUAAAUUUUCAAUGGUUACUCCAGAACUAGAAGGGAGGUUGAAAAAAGAUGUUCCAGGUUUGAGUUCCAUUGUAUUAUUUGGAAUAGAGUGCCAUGUAUGUAUUGAACAGACUGUGAUUGACCUUAUCAAUAUGGAUCUAUCUGUUCAUGUAUUAGCUGACGGAGUUUCUUCAAGGUCACUUAUGGACCGAGAACUAGGAUUAAAGCGUCUCCAGUCCAUUGGUUGUUUUGUUGCUACAUCAGAAAAUGUCUUGUUUAAAUUAAUGAAAGACAAAAAUCAUCCUGCCUUCAAACAAAUAUCCAAACUCAAUUCUCAACCCACACCUGAUGAAUUUGGCCUCACUAAGUCCAGCUUAUGA
Pieris macdunnoughi is the source of this 609-nucleotide messenger RNA. NCBI's taxonomy places the organism in Eukaryota, Metazoa, Arthropoda, Insecta, Lepidoptera, Pieridae. The record is from the annotation of a GenBank genome assembly.